CGGCAUGGCCCCACCCUUCUGACGCACGCACGCCGCGGCCUCCGUCAUUGCGUAGCGUCCGGGUGGUUUAGGGAGGUUGGAAGAGCGACCAUUGCUUUUUCUUUCCUCUUCUCUGGCGAGCUCUUCACGUGUGAAAUUAGGCUCACAGCUUCGUGAUAGUGGAGGCCUAAGGAAAGGGUCGGACAAGCCCGAAUGACAAUCCCUGACUGAACGCAGUUUCAGUCCUUCGGGUCACGUGUCUCCAGAGGCCCUGCCUCCCGCAGGCUGCUUUGUUGCUAGGCAACAGCGGUGGCGUCCGAAGCUGCGGGGACCUAGAAAGGGUUCUUGGUUGCAGAUGGACCAGUACUGCAUUCUGGGCCGCAUAGGGGAGGGCGCCCACGGCAUCGUCUUCAAGGCUAAGCAUGUGGAGACUGGCGAGAUCGUUGCCCUGAAGAAGGUGGCACUGCGGCGACUGGAGGACGGUAUCCCCAACCAGGCCCUGCGGGAGAUCAAGUCUCUGCAGGAGAUUGAGGACAAUCAGUAUGUGGUGCAGCUGAAGGCUGUGUUCCCACAUGGCAUGGGCUUUGUACUAGCCUUUGAAUUCAUGCUGUCAGACCUGGCUGAAGUGGUGCGCCAUGCCCAGAGGCCGCUGGCCCCAGCCCAGGUCAAGAGCUACCUGCAGAUGCUGCUCAAGGGUGUGACCUUCUGCCAUGCCAACAACAUCGUGCACCGGGAUCUGAAGCCUGCCAACCUGCUCAUCAGCGCAUCAGGUCAGCUCAAGAUAGCUGAUUUUGGCCUGGCCCGGAUCUUUUCUCCAGAUGGCAGCCGCCUCUACACACACCAGGUGGCCACUAGGUGGUACCGUGCCCCAGAGCUACUGUAUGGUGCCCGACAGUAUGACCAAAGUGUCGACCUAUGGGCUGUGGGCUGCAUCAUGGGGGAGCUGUUGAAUGGGUCCCCUCUUUUCCCGGGCGAGAAUGACAUUGAACAGCUUUGCUGUGUGCUGCGCAUCUUGGGCACCCCCAGCCCUCAAGUCUGGCCGGAAAUCACAGAGCUGCCAGACUACAAGAAGAUCUCCUUUAAGGAGCAGGCACCAGUGCCCCUGGAGGAGGUGCUGCCCGAUGCCUCUCCUCAGGCUUUGGACCUGCUGGGCCACUUCCUCCUCUACCCUCCUCACCAGCGCAUCGCAGCAUCCCAGGCUGGUCACAGGGAGGCAGAAGGCACACCUCAGCCAAGCCAGUUUGGAUGGCCAGCCCAGUGGAGGAGACCCAUGGCCUGUGGACUGAGCUGUCGGAAGCAGGGAUCUGUGCUGCCAGUCAGGGACCACCAUGAAGUGCUGCGCUGCCUCCUGCCCCUUCUCAAGGGACAUUUGUGUCAGAACCAUCUGGAGGAAGUGUGGAGGGGAAGACGUCUACAUGAUGGAAACUCCCGUGGGAAGCAGGUUUGGUUUAGUUUGUACUCGGUCCCUGUUCGGGCGCCACUCGUGACGGAGCCAGCCAUCACUAGAUGAACAGUACCCGAGGAGAGGGGUGAGGAUUAAGAAAAACAACACAAAUUCGGGAGAAAAGAAAAGGAGAAGAGAGGGAGAGCCUUCUCCUUCCCACUUUAUAUAUCCUCUUUCAUCACCCACAGCCUCCCUCCCCUCCUCCCCUCGUGACCAGGUGACUAAUUAUUUUUACAGGGAAAAGGUCAAUUAUAUUUUUACAAUUCCGGGAAUGUUACUUUCUUGUCCAGCAGUCAUUAUGUUCUUAUCUGACUCAAGAAUCUCAAAAGGCUAUCCUGGCUCAUUAUGUUCUUAUCUGACUCAAGAAUCUCAAAAGGCUCAGGGUUGUUUCAACCCUUAGCUCUACACAUAGGUGGCUAUGGUAACGGUUGCUUUGGCUACUACACUAGUGAGGAACACAUCCAAAGAAGAAAAGUGUUAAUGCUUUUGUAGUUGGUCGGUACAAUGUCUUCAUUCCAAAAUUUUGCCUCUUGUAGCUUCAGUCUGGUGUUUACGGCCCAGAAUGGAAUUCAUAUUCACCACUUCCAACAAAUACCCAACUACCAGAUGUUUUUUAAUAGUACAUGUUGACCUUUGACCCAGACUGUUGAGACUAUUAAAAGUGUAGAAAUAGACAAAAUUGGAGCAGCAGAACCUGGAAAUAACUGGAGACCACCCUUAGUAUGGUACCAGGAGGCCUUCUUAUUUAAUGAUCUCCAGGAACUCUUAUGUUUAUAGUUUUGGGUUUUCCUUUCCAUCAAUGUGAAGUUAAAGUCCAGCUGUAUCUGAGGAAAAAAACAAUUACUGCAGUCACACUUCCCACCACUCUGGCCACAGCAUGGACCAGGGUUUUGUAGGCCAGUACAGAGGCUAUUAGUGUGGCUUUCCUCAAACUAGCUAUGCUUUUCUCACCAUUUUGACAUUCUAACUAAAUUUCUUACUGCCCCUAGCCUAUCCUAAUCUUUAACUUGGGCUUGAACCUGACCUUGACCAUGAACAUGACCUACCUUCUGACCCAUCCACACCAUGACCGACACUCACUUUGAACUUGAAUUAACCCUAACGCACAAACUGCCUUGUCCUGAAACAUUGUUUUGAUCCCAGCCCUGAUGUUGAAAAUCAUACCCUCACUCUCAUCUUGAUCUUUAAGCUGAGCCUGAAUUAAUGACCCUCAGAUUAAUUCUGAACUUGAACCUUACUCUGUUCUUAAAAAUAAACCUUAGCCUAAAAAUGAUCAUAUUUGCACUCCCUGAAUUUGAACUUGACAAGAACCCUGACCAUCACUCUGAAAUUCAACCUUGUAAUGACCUUGACCUUCACUUUGAACUUUACUCUUACAGAUUACGUGAUUGGCAACCUGAUUCUGUUCUGGAACUAGACUUGGGAACUGACAAUAUUUACUGAAUUUCAUGUGGCACUGACACCAAUCCAGAUACUGAGCCACCCUGUCCACUGACCUUUAACCAACCCUAUCCAGAAGACCCUAAACCUAAUCCCACCCUAACUUUAAACAUGAUCCUCACUUUGAUCUUCAGACUUAAGCUAAACCUGAUACUCAACCUGACACAACUUUAACGUGAACUUCUCUGAUCCUGACCUUGGCGACCUCAAACUUGAUCUAACCCUGACCUAUACCCUCACCUUCAUUCAUUGCUUUGCCAGAAUCUGACACAUUACCUUGACCUUAACCACAUGACCUUGAAUUUAACCUUGAAUUUGAGCAAAAUCCUGAAAGUGGGUCUCAUACUGACUUCUCACCCAGAUCAUGAUUCCAUUCUCGUCUCACUUGACCUGGAAUUUAAUCUCAUCCAUGAAAUUGUCCAUGACCCUGACACUGACUCAUCUUUCCCUGAUGCUUACCAUGACUCUGACCAUAACUGACUUUCACACUCACUGUGACCUUGCCCCUCACAGUGAAACAUAUCUCACACUGAUCAUGACUCUGAACCCUCAGGACAUUAUCUUCAAUGGGACAUUCACCCUUAGUCUAACUUUAACCCUCAACCUUACUCUGUCCCUAGACUGAAUCCUCAGCUUGACAAUGACUAUCAUCCACUCUGACCUUGAACUUGACUGAAUUGUACACAUACACUGAAACUAAUCUGUACUUUGAUCCUGGGUAUGACCCUGAUCCUAAUGCCAAACUUCACUCAGAACUCAACUUCAUUCAGACCUUAAGCCUGACAGAUUAAUGCUAACGCCAGCAUGACCUCAAAAUUGAAUCUGACGUUCAUCUGACACUUGACUGUUUCUGCCUGUGAUCCUCGACACUGACCCUGACCAUGGCCACUUCCUCACCCUAAUCUUUUACUAGGCCUUCACCUUUAAACACCUUAAUCUCAUCAAUACCUUGAACUUGGCUUCUCAUCUGGAGGCUGAUCAUUAUUCUAAUCCUGAUCCAUCUUCACAUUGAGCUCAGCCUGCAACUUGCUCUUGAACAUAAAUCAGACAUUAACUGUUAUGCUAACUUUGACCUUGACCUAUAGUGAUAGACAAAAUAAUAUCACCCCCAAAUACAUCCAUGUGCUAAACCAUGAAUAUGUUGCCUUAUAAGGUCCUGUGGUCUGCAUAUGGUUUGUGUGUCCCUCAGAGCUUCAUGUGCUAGAAGCUUGAUCCCCAGUCUGACCAUUUUCAGGAGGUGAAAUCUUUUAAGAAGUGGGGCCUAUGGAAGGUGGUUAGGUGACUGGAAGUGCAAUCCUCAGGAGGGAUUACUGUAGUUCUUAUGGGAUCCCUCUUAGUUCCUAUGAGAACAAGAAAAGAGGAAGCCUGGCCUCUGAAUCCCUCUGCUUACUGUCUUGCUGUGUGAUCUCUCCUGUUCUCACCAUGAUGUCAUCCACUAUGAGCUCCAGAAGACAAACACAUGGUACCACCCAUCUUGGACUUUCAGCCUCCAAAACUGUGAAAAACAGACUUCUCUCUUUUUUUCUAAAUACCCAUUUGAAGGAAUUUUGUUACAGUAAGAGAAAAUGGACUGAUACCCCUGGCAAAAAGGAGUUCAUAGAGUGGUAAAGGGUACUGACUGAGAUGGAAGAGUAUCCUGGACUAUGCAAGUGGGCCUCAUCUAAUCACAUGCAGAGAGCUUUUCUUGACUGUUUUCAGAGAUGAAGAUGGCUUGGAAGAUGGAAUUAGAGGCUCAUAAACCAGGAAAUUCAGAUGGCCUCUAGGCCCUGGGAAGGGCUCUCUACUGACAGCAAGGAAAUGGAAACCUCAUUAUUUUUUUUUUCAUGGCCAUGGCACCUGUGUCCUUUUAUUUUUUUUAUUUUGUAUUAAUAAAUUUUAUUUUAGCCCAUUCCUCCCUCAAACCCACUCCCCUCCCUAUGUACAAAAGCUUUGUUUACAUUUGGAAACCUCACUCUUAAAUCCAAAAGAAACUGAAUUGUGCCAACAACCAUAAUGAGCAAGGAAAUAAAUUCUUUCCUAGAGCAUAGAGUAAGAAAUGCAGCCCAAGUAAUACCUUGAUUUGGGCCCAGUGAGAUUCAAACCAGACUUCUGAUCAACAAUAUGAGAUCAUAAUUGUGUGUUGUUUUAAACCACUAAAUUUGCUGGGUGUGGUGGCACACACCUGUGAUCCCAGCACUUGGGCUGAGGCCAGAGGAUUGCUGUAAGUUCAAGGCCAGCCUGUGCUACAUAGUGAAUUCAGGGCCAGCCUGAAGUACAUAGCAAGAACUUGUCUUAAAAAAAAAAAAAAGACACUGGGCUGGGGAUUUAGCUCAGCAGUUUCGCUGCCUGCUGUGCAAGUGCAAAGACCCCAGUUCAAUCCCCAGUACCAAAAAAUAAAAAUAAAAAAAAGCCACUAACUUUGUGUGAUUUGUUAGGGCAGCAAUAGAAGUAUACCUCUCCACUCCCCUGCCCUGUGAUAGGGAUUGAAUCUAGGACCUUCACACUGAGCGACAGCCCUUUUUUCAUUUUUUUUCUUUUGAGACAGUGUCUUGCUAAGUGCUCCAGCAGAAGCCGUGGUAGCAACAAGCCUCCUCUUUAUCCCAGUAUCACACACUAGAUCCAGCCAUCUCGGAAAAGCCCCAUCAUAUGACCAUAUGAGGCUUUAGGGGAACAUCUAGAUACAAGCCAUAACUCUAACCUAUCCCUGAACUUUACCUUGGCCAUGAACUGAACUUAACUUUCACCCUGUCACUAACCCUGACCAGGAGUCUAUUCUGAUCAUUACUCCUUAUUUAUCUUGACUUUAACUUGAUCUUGAAAUUAAUGGUGGCCCCAAAACUUCUUUCACACUGACUUGAACAUGAUUCUGACAAUGACCAUGGUCCUGAACUCUUCCCUCACCUGCCACAGAUUUUGCCUUGGAUCAGAUACUCACCCUUAUACUCACCCUUACUCGGAACCUGAUCCUCAUCAUUCUGUCCCUGAACAUUCCCUCAUCCUGACAAUGACCCUCAACCCAUGAAUUUGAUACUUCACUUGAACUUCACUCUUACACUAGAUCUGGGGUGAUGUCCAGGGUCAGUGUCAAGGCCAGAAUAAGUGAGCCAUUGUAAGGGUGAAAGCCAGUCCCACGGUCAGAGGCUAAGAGUGAAUGUGAACUAAAGUGAAGGCUGGACCUGAGAUGAGGGCAAGGUCAGAUUCUUGUCCAAGGCGACCGUGGGCACCAGAGACAGGGCAAAGGUAAGAGACAGGGUCGCGUACAGGUCAAGGCAAAGGGCAAGGCCAGGCUGACUGUAGAAGCUCCAGACAUAAAUUACGUGCAGGACAGUAGUGUGGAAAACACCUUAAAAUAAGAUGGAAUUGUAUAACCCUAAGUGUGCUGUAACCCUAAAGUGUGCUGUGACUUUAAGAGUGCUGUGAGUGAUAUGUAACCAUAGUAACCAUAAGAUAUAGAAGUAGAACCUUAAGCAGUGUGGAAUCGAUAAGGAUGCACCCCGAACUGGACAGGGCGUGGUCCAAAGUGGACAAUGUGAUAAGUCUGAACCAAUACCACAAACGCCCAGUUAGAAUAGUAUAAAAGGAGCUGAAGACCUAAAGCAAGUCGACGAUCCGUCCCACCGACCAGUCUACUAGUCAGUCUGUUGAUCUGACUACCGACUGGGACACCUGCACCUGAUCCCGCUGGAAGGAGCAUCGCCGCCGACCAGACGAGACCAGAGGACGAGGCCAGCGGAGAGACGGACAGCCUAGCGCCGACUGGACGCCCUUCGUCUACGGAUCGGACCCCCUGACCCGACGGGAGGAAACGUCGCGCUCCCAUAAGAACUUGCACAGUACAGGUACAAGGACGUGGUAAUUGGCAGACUUAAUAUUGUCUUGUUUGAUGUCGUGUGAUAAUUGCAUAGAAGUGAAUUAUAAUGAUAUAAGUGUGUGAAACUGCCA
Heterocephalus glaber (naked mole-rat) is the source of this 6784-nucleotide messenger RNA. RefSeq names its product cyclin dependent kinase 20 (gene Cdk20). Gene Ontology annotation, cellular component: nucleus. The record is from RefSeq and is a predicted model, not a curated record. Gene Ontology annotation, molecular function: ATP binding; protein serine/threonine kinase activity. Lineage: Eukaryota; Metazoa; Chordata; Mammalia; Rodentia; Bathyergidae. Gene Ontology annotation, biological process: protein phosphorylation.